CCAGAAAAUAUGCCGUCGAUCAGGGCAGUCUGGUUCCAUCAACGAAAGCUCUGUGCAUUGGAUAUAUCAAUUACAGCAUUUGCUCGAUUUCUGCGUAGAAUCUGCCUGUCCGUCCGUCAAGUCGAGGGAAAGCUUGACAUCAGACGCGUGACACGGCACAAUCCAUCAAAAGCAACGCGCCUUUCUUACCAGCCCCCCAUAAUGCUAAGAUUUUGUCUACAGAUCUACUGACAAUGUCGAGCUGUUCUCUACAGGCGUCCACCAGCGUGCGCGUUUCCACGCGUUUCCUGGCAAGCUUUGCUUUCUGCCCAGCUCUAUAAGAAAGACUCGAUUCCCGACUCAUUCUGUCUUUCUCUCAUUCAGCCUUCUCUACCAUUCCUUCACUUUUUUCCCUUCUUAAGUCUUCUGUCAUCAGAAUCGCUUCACAACAUGGCCAGAAGCCGUCCAGCGCGCGAGACCAAGACACCACGACGAACGUCACAGGAACCUCAAGCCAAACUGAAACGCCCUUGUUUCAAAUGGAACAAACUGCAAGACUGCAUCAUGCUACAUGGGAUAAUCAAGAUACUACACCCCAAAGGAUUUCCUCAGAACACUUUUAAGAAACUGGAGAAAGAGCUUGGUGAUCAAUAUCAUUCGGAUGACACCCUGAGAAAGCGCUGGUACAUCGUGAAUGAUAAGUGCGAUACCGUCAAAGAGGACCGCAAACACCGUAGUCCCGAAAACGUUGUGUGGGUUACCGAGUCAGAAAGCGAGGAAGAGGAUGGGAAUAUGCGAGAUAUUGACCGGGGUGGUCGAGAAUCUGGAGAGCAUUACUUCCUUUCUCCAAAGUCAACACCCGGUUUUAGAGAAGAUUAUUCUCCCGAGUCCCAGACUUCCCGGACUCUGAGUCCAAGCCCUCAUUCUCGCCCUCGUUCUCGCCUUCCUGAAGAAGAACCGAUUACGCCGACACAACCAUCUCGCAGGAGUCAGACGAGGUAUGCCCAGCGACAAAGAACUGCACCGAAUUAUUCCUCCUGGGAACGACCAGGACGCUCAAACCCUCCCCCACCUCCAGUAAAGACCCCUGGACCUAUCCGACGAUAUAGGGGCGCUCCUCAGGGACAGUUGACUCCCGGGGAUGAUCAAACCCCCAAGGGGCCAAAGAGCGACUACAGACGACGGCGGAGGGUGGAAAGGGUGGAGGAGUCGGUGUCACCCCUGAAUCGCAGCGAGGCUCCCCGCAGACGUUAGGGUAUCUGCUUUCUAUGCUUUCUUUCGUUCCCUUUUUCCUUUUUUUCGCAAAAUAUUCUCUGCAGCACGAUGCUGCAUGCCUCUGUCUACGGACUGCUCUGGGCUCUUGUUCGUUUUAAAAACUAUGUCAAUUACUCUUAGCUGUGUUAGCGAGAUUAAUGUACCGAAUAUUGCAUAGCUAUCUAUGAACUACCAGAC
This is a messenger RNA of Aspergillus sclerotioniger CBS 115572, 1431 nucleotides long. RefSeq lists its product as uncharacterized. The record is from RefSeq and is a predicted model, not a curated record. NCBI's taxonomy places the organism in Eukaryota, Fungi, Ascomycota, Eurotiomycetes, Eurotiales, Aspergillaceae. The transcript is spliced from 2 exons. Bases 430 to 1233 code for a protein of 267 amino acids.